This is a messenger RNA of Pollicipes pollicipes, 5395 nucleotides long. Its product is annotated as putative phosphorylase b kinase regulatory subunit alpha. Lineage: Eukaryota; Metazoa; Arthropoda; Thecostraca; Pollicipedomorpha; Pollicipedidae. Gene Ontology annotation, molecular function: calmodulin binding. Gene Ontology annotation, cellular component: phosphorylase kinase complex. The record is from RefSeq and is a predicted model, not a curated record. Gene Ontology annotation, biological process: glycogen metabolic process.
ACAACUCGAAGGUGAAGUACCGUGGGCUACGCAUUUUGUGUUUGUCUGGGGAGGUGCGUGGAUUGGGGCGGAUAGGAUGUCAUUGACUCGUGUGACAGGUUAGGGUGAAACGUGGCUCCAAUGAGUCUUUCAGGUAUUUGGGCUGCCAUGGCUUUUGCACGGUGAUGGGCGUCUUGAAGCACGUGCUCAGUGUAUGGUAGCCAUUACAGAUCUUGAUAUUGGUGGUAGUGAAUAUCUUAUUUGCCCCAGCCUGCAAUAUUUCUUGGCUUCAACAUGAGGACCAGAAGCAACUCAGGUGUGCGUCUGGACUACUACAAGGAUAUGCUGUUCAGUACAGUGCUUUGUAAUCAACAUCCUGUCACUGGAUUGUUGCCUGCAAGCAAGGGCAGUCAACACUCCUGGGUGAGAGACAAUGUUUACUGUGCAGUGAGCCUGUGGGCAUUGUCCAUGGCUUACAAGAAGCACUCAGAUCUUGAUGAAGAGCGCUCAAAGACAUAUGAAAUGGAGCAGAGAGUUGUGAAAAUCAUGAGGGGCCUGUUGCUCUCCAUGAUGUACCAGAAGGACAAAGUUGAGCUUUUCAAGAAGUCUCAGUCAACCAAGGAUGCUCUGCACGCCAAGUACAAUACCAACACAGGCCAAACCUGCAUUGGUGAUGAUGAAUGGGGUCACCUUCAGAUUGAUGCCACCUCCCUGUACCUGCUGAUAUUGGCACAGAUGACUGCUUCAGGGCUGCAGCUAAUUUACAGUCUUGAUGAGGUGGCGUUUGUUCAAAAUCUGGUGUUCUACAUUGAGUCAGCGUACUUCACCCCAGAUUAUGGCAUCUGGGAAAGAGGUGACAAGACCAAUCAUGGCCUUCCUGAGCUCAAUGCCAGCUCCAUUGGCAUGGCAAAGGCUGCAAUGGAGGCCAUGAAUGAUCUGGACCUCUUUGGGGCUCAUGGUGGCCCAGCCUCAGUGAUCCACAUCCUGCCAGAUGAGGUGCAAAAGUGCCAGGCAGUGCUGGAGUCUAUGCUGCCACGGGAGAGCAUCUCCAAAGAGCUGGACAGUGGCCUGCUCUCCAUCACCAGCUUCCCUGCCUUUGCUGUUGGCGACGUGGACAUCAUCGACAGGACGCGGGAGGCUGUGUUGUCGAAGCUCCUGGGCAAGUAUGGCUGCAAGCGCUUUCUACGCGAUGGCUAUAUGACCUGCAAGGAGGACCGCAACCGGCUGUACUACGAACCGUGGGAGUUGCGCAUGUUUGAGAACAUUGAGUGUGAGUGGCCGCUCUUCUUCUGCUUCCUGGCCAUAGACCGCUGCUAUGCAGGCGACCUGGCUGCCAUGGACGAGAACCUGCAGAAGCUGGAGGCGGUGAUGGUGCGGACGGAGGACGGCCAGAAGCUGGCGCCUGAGAUGUACCAGAUCCCGGCGGCGAGCCUGGAGGCCGAGCUGGCGGCGCCGGGCAGCCAGGCGCGCGUGCCCGUCGGCCGGGCGCCCUUCUUCUGGGCGCAGAGCCUCUACGUGAUCGGCAAGCUGCUGCAGGAGGGCUGCGUGCAGCCGGCGGAGCUGGACCCGCUGAACCGGCGGCUCGGCUCCGAGAAGAAGCCCGACGUGGUUGUCCAGGUGGCGAUCCUGGCCGAAAACAAGCUCGUGCAGCAGAUCAUGGCCGAGAAGCACGACUUCCACACGCAGACGGUCGACGAGGUGUACCCGAUCGAAGUGCAGCCGGCGCGCGUGCUCGGCAAGCUGUUCACGCACCUCGGCAUGAACAAGAAGUUGGCCCUGUCCGGGAGGGCCACGCUGGACGUCGGCAGCCUGGGCACCAGUAUUCUGUACAGCCUGCAGGGCCAGGUGUUCGCGUUCACGCCGCAGUUCCUCGACAUGGACCGCUUCUUCUUCGCCUCGGACGCGCAGCUGGUGAUCGAUAUACUGAUGAACGAGAUCAACUUCCUGCAGUCGUCGUGGACCAACAUGAUGGGGCGGCCCUUGGUCACCAUCGUCUUCCACGAGGACCUGCUGGAGGACGGCCGCGUGCCGGCGCCCUACGUGCAGACCUUCCGCAAGAUCAAGACCGGCUACCUCAACGGCACGCGCGUGGCGCUGGGCCCCAUCAAGGACUUCGUCAACACGUCUUGCCUGUCCAGCCUCGAGUUCCUCAACGACCAUGAGGCGGGCCGCUCGGACAGCCUGAAGCCGGAGGUGCGCCAGUAUCUGGACCACCACCUGCGCAAGGCGCUGGCGCUGCGCCGCUCUACGCUCGACUCGCUGCGGCCGGGCCUGCGCCCCUCUGGCGCCGCCGCCGCCGCGCCGGCGCGGCGCCAGUCGGUACGCGGCGCCAUCCGCCGCACACGCAGCAUCUUCGGCGACGAGCCGCUGGUGGCGGCGCGCGCCUCCGUCCAAGACUCGGCCUUCUGCCUGACGCGGCGCCGUUCGGUGCGGCGCACCUCCGGCGAGGAGGAGGCGCCGCUGGGCCCGGUGCCCGAGGACGCACCGGCGCCCCGCACGCGCGUCAACAGCGACGAGACGCGAGACCCGCUGGAUAGCUUCCACGGCGUGCGCACGGAGUCGGACGUGCACUACGACGCCGUCAGCAGCGAGGAGCUGCUGGCGCUGCUGCGCGACACGACCGACCUGGAGGAGCGCGGCGACAUCCUGCAUUACCUGGCCGUCGCCAACGGGCUGGGCUUCGCGCUGGAGCUGGACGGCCGACGCCUGACCGUGCGCGAGCUGUACGACGACCUGUACGAGAAGGCGUGCCGCCAGAAGCACUGGGCGAUCGUGCGCCACACGGCCGGUAUGCUCGGCAAGCGCAUCACCGACCUGGCCGAGGCGGUGACGGCCAUGCUGGUGCGCCAGAAGCAGCUGACCGUGGGCGCUCCCCCGGACGAGGUGGCCAUUGUGGUGCCGCUGCCGGCCGGCGAGCUGCGUCACCUCAUCCACCGCGCGCACGGCAAGGACGAGACGACGGCGAUGCUGACGCAGGAGCUGCUGCUGUACAUGAGCAUGCUGAUCCGCACCGAGCCGCAGCUGUUCUCCGAGAUGCUUCGUCUGCGCGUCAGCCUGGUUAUCCAGGUGAUGGCCGGCGAGCUGCAGCGGCUGCUGCAUUGCUCCCCCGACGAGGCCACCGAGGCGCUCGUCAACCUGUGCCCGUACGACAUGAAGAACCUGCUCUACCAUAUCAUCUCCGGCAAGGACUUCAGCAUGGGCGCCGGUCCGGCCGGCCGCUUCGUCGUCGUGUCGCGCCACUCGGCCAAGGUUAGCAAGAAGUCGGAGAUCCACGGCCUGCGCAGUGCCGUCACCGCUGACGCUCUGCUCGCCGCGGAGCCGGAGCCGACGGACGAGUCGGACGAGGAGCGCUCCGGCCAGUGGCUGCGACGGCGCCGGCUGGACGGCGCCCUCAAUCGCGUGCCCCUCGGCUUCUACCCGCGCGUCUACGCCUACCUGGACGGCACGCCGGGCGUGUACGUGGCGCAGCGCCUGAUCCCGCACUCGCUCACGCAGGAGAUGACAGCCGGCGAGACCAAGUUCGCGCUGCAGGUGGAGGCGGUGCUGACGCAGAUCCUCGAGCCCGAGUACCGCCAGCUGAUGGUGGAGGCGCUGAUGGUGCUCACCCUGCUGCCCGACCACGGCGCGCCGCUGCCCGACCACGUGGUCGAGGUGGAGCGCUUGGUGCACCACGCCAACGACGUGUUCCUCGAAGACCAGCGUCGCCAGCAGGGCGAUGCGACCCUAUGCUGCGCGCGCACGCCGAAGAAGACGCGGCCGGACGGCGCGCUGGAGUGCGGCGGCGCCUCCUACGUUUGCCGCCACUUCUACGAUUCGGCGCCCAGCGGCGGCUACGGUACGCUGACGUACUUGGUGCGCGCGGCGGCGCAGACGCUCAACUGUCUGCCGCACGACGGCGAGAUCGACUGCAACAUCUGCUGAACGGUGCGUCGGCUGAGUGGCGAAGGGCGACGUCUCGGCGAGUGGUGGGGCGUCACCCAGCGGCGCCGCGUGACGUCAGCGUCUGCUGGGUCGCGGGGUCCGCUGGGUGUUCUGAAUCGGCGGGGUGGCUGCUGGUGACUGCUGCGGGGUCUGCUGAGCUGCUGACGACAUGUGACAUCCGCCGGCCGACGGACACGGCGUCGGCUGAGAAGCUGAGGAGACGUCUGCGAUCACCCGUCGCGACGGCGCAUCCGCCACUGCAGCAUCUGCGCAUCCGCAACUGCAGCGUCUGCACAUCCGCAACUGCAGCGGCUGCGCAUCCGCAACUGCAGCGUCUGCGCAUCCGCAACUGCAGCGUCUGUGCGUCAGCAACUGAAGCGUCUGGGCGUCAGCAACUGAAGCGUCUGGGCGUCAGCAACUGAAGCGUCUGCGCGUCAGCAACUGCAGCGUCUGCGCGUCAACAACUGUAGCGUCUGCGCGGCCGCCUGCUGCGUCAGUCGAGCGGGGUUCGAUCCCCGGGAUCUGCACAAAAAUAUCCACCGUCUCCUUUCUACCGUGCCGCUCCCCGUGAACGCAAGCGGCGUCCAAUAGAGGGCGCGUGCCGCCCGUCGUGGGCAAACUGGUCAGUAACGUGGCAGGAAUGAGUUCUAGUGACCAUCCGUGACAUCUGGCGGUAAGGCGCGGAUACCUCAGUUUUUGUGGGGCCGCGUGGAGCGCCAUUGCGGCUCGACGCCUGCCCGCGGUGCAAGCUCGUCGACUUUGACAGCUGUUGUAGUGACGUCACGCUGGUGGCCGGUGGGCAGCGUAACGACUGAUUGGGUUGCUGUUUGCUUGGUGAAGACCCCGUGUGCCGCGCCGCAUUACCGAAGCGCAAUGGAUGGAGAGACGCCGCUGCUCCGUGCGAAGUGGUUCGCUUCUGUUUUACGUCAAUACUCACUGCAAUAGACGGCGCGCCGGUACGUAGAGACGGCGACAGGUGGCGUGCGCCGCUGUCCAGCGGUGGAUGCAAUGGAGGCGUGCCUUGGGUGUGGUUUUUGGAGUGACCUGGUCCGAGGUGGAGGGCUGAUGCAGGCCGCCUGUCGCUGGAUGACGGCGCGGGGUUUGCGGGUAUUGUCUGAUUUGUGGUGUUUGCUCCCGGCUGAUGCAUGUCUUAACCUUUGCUGGAGUGUUGCCGCCUAUGAGCUUAUCAUUUCGGAGUGGUGCCAUGUAGCAAGAGGAGUCGCAUCGUCUUUCUCUGUUAGGGCUCAUGUUUGGCUCGCAUUCGUGUACCCGGUUCUGAGCUUUUUAGCACGCGUGGAUUCGUUAAAGUUAAAAUCGUCGAUGCAUAUGACCGCACUAUGAUAUUCCGGUUCCGGAAUGGCGGCCUAAAGGGUCGCCCCAUCGAGCUUCUCCUCAGGCGCAGGUCACGCUGUAGACAUGGAAAUUCUCGUCGUCUGCCGUCUCUGUCGUCACGUGCCCAGCCGUGCAGCGCAGAACAAUAAACAUAUGAGUAACA